GAAAAAGGAGGGGAAGGAAGGAAGGGCCAAGGGAGGGGCAGAAGGAGAGUUGGGAGUGAUUGAUCAAUCACCUUCUAUCUUCAGAGCACGUUUCAUGUGUCAGAGCGUUUUUUGAGUUGGACAUUGUGGAUCGUCGAGGAUGGUAAGGAGAGUCUGAGAAUUUUUACAGUGUCGAUUUGGCGUUCAAAGAGCGAUCAUGGGAGGAGACAAUUCAGGAGGGAUUCCUGAUUACCAGCCAUGGAUCCAGUCUGCCACUGCCCAGGCCGAGGAAUUGCAGCGGAACUUUGUGGAGGGCAAAGAUCAAGCUCUCCAGACGGCCCGCGUCCACAUUGGUCAACUGUAUGAUGUUUCAAAUGAAUCUUACGGCGUCGCCCAGGAAUACUUGCACAAGGCUCAGAGCGAGUAUAAAGUUUAUGAGGACCUGUUUUUCGGCAAAUUGAAAGAGGGUGUUUUGGCUGCUAGAGAUAAUCCGAAUAUAGCAUAUGGAGUUGGAAUUAGUGGAGCUUUGCUCCUCAUGAGGAGACCAAGGCGUUUUUUGUUUCGCAAUACAAUCGGAAGAUUUCAAAGUGAAGAGCAAAUGGUUAUCAGCGCGGAUAAACAAGUAAAGGAGAUGCGUCAGUCCGUCGAUUUGUUGAAGAAUGAAAGCAAGAAGCUAGAGGAACGAGCAAAGCUUGCUGAAGAGGAGCUGACGAGGGGCCGGACAAAGCUGAAAAAUACCGGCAGCCAACUGCGGAGUCUGGUGAAUACGGUCUACAAGACUGAAAGUUCAGCACGACGUCUUAUGGAUGAUUUGAGGGAGUUACCCGGACGAGAAGCUUUGAAAUUACGUGCUGAGGUUGCUUCAAUGGCGUGGGAGGCCAAACAACAGCGAUCGAGUCUCAACAAGAAGGUGGCGAAGAUUGCGAGCCAGUAUGGAGUUGGAAUAUAGAUCUUUUUACUUGCCAGGCCGACAUCAUAGCAUCAAUGUUGGUUGCUGUACAGUUGUGCACCAUUUUGUAUCGUAAGAUGGCUCCUCGCUGGACUGGGUGCAUCCUUUGAUUAGGAUAAUUUGCCCGGUCAUUCAUUCAUUAAUCAUUUAAAAGGAGACGAGUGGCCCCACCACUUUUGCCAUAGAGGGGAUGAAGUAUUCUGCCACGUGUGAUACGCACACCUCGGCAAGAGGUGUACGUGUUUGCAUGGGUCCUUCAAAAGUGGUCCGUAUGGUCCUUGUUUGGAAGCCAGCGAUGACAAUUUGGAUGGAGCAGGACCGCUGCAGCCGUCGAGAACCAAGUGUCAAAUGAGUGAUUUUUGAAGUGAAGCGUGCUGUGUAUUUAAUAAUAAUGGAAGUCGCACAAUUUGCAUUCCCCGGUCAUCCGGUGCAAGAUUCUCGUUUGAGGUCCGGUUGGUUCCCGAAG
This is a messenger RNA of Marchantia polymorpha subsp. ruderalis, 1394 nucleotides long. The record is from the annotation of a GenBank genome assembly. NCBI's taxonomy places the organism in Eukaryota, Viridiplantae, Streptophyta, Marchantiopsida, Marchantiales, Marchantiaceae.